CCUGUUUCUAUUUUAAGAUAUUAAAAACAUGGCUGGUCAUACUGCUGGUGAUCCAUUGGAAUGUUACAGUAUUCCAUUGGUAUUGAAUAAAGACCCUGAACAAGAUGAGUUAGGUAAUCCUAUAAUGGGAGCUGAUGGCAAACCAAAAUAUAGAUGUGGAUUUAGAAUUGGUGGAGGAAUAGAUCAAGAUAAUUCAAAGAGCCCUCAAGGCUACCCUGACAAGGGUAUAUAUGUCACUUACAUACAUGAAGAAGGACCUGCUGCAAGAUGUGGACUUACGGUCCAUGACAAAAUUUUACAGGUAAAUGGUCAUGACAUGACAGUAGUUACACACCGUAAGGCUGUGGAGUAUAUUCAGAGGAAACCAGUUUUAAAUAUGCUAGUUUACCGUAAAGGUGUUCCAAAUUUACAGAAAAACCAACAGCAACCUCAGUUCCAGGCAUAUAAUCAACAACCAGAUUACCCGAUGCAGUAUCAGUAGUCUGGGUUAUAAUAGGAUCAAAUUUAUUCGUUGUAUUUAAAUUUUUUUAGAUAAUAAUGUUUUCAUCACAGCCAGUAUAGGACUUGCCUUCGUUGAUUUAUUUAAAUCAAACAUAUACAAAUAUUCAAAAUUUUAUGAAUUACUUCAUACUAAAAUAUGUGUUCAGUCACAACCUUGUGAACUUACAAAACAUCCAUCCAAUUCUUAUAACAUUUUAUAUUUUAUAACCAAAAAAUUAGUACUGUGGAUCGUUUAUAAUUUAGUGCAUACCAAUUUCCAUGGGUUUCUUGGGUAUAGAUGAACCAGGAAUUUAGAUGUUUAAUAAAGUAUACAUUUCAUAUAGGCUUGUAAUGCAAACUUCGGCAAAAUAAAGAUAUCAAAUAUCCUCGAAAAUACUUUUUUUCUUCAAAUCACGAAAAUUGGUACUCACGAAAUGAAGUGAAUCCACAGUAGAUAAAUUUGAUAUUUCAUCAUUGAUUUUUUUUUAAAACUAUGGCUUCUGAAAAUUAUUUAUAGCUUUUUUAAAAAUCAAAAGGUUAAACCUUAAGGCUAUAAAUUUUAGAUUGAAUUUCAAACAGUUUACGAAUUUUCUUGUUUAGAGAUUGUGUAACAACAUUCAGUAAUUUAUAUUGGCCUGUAAAAAUUUCCAAACUUAUAAACAGAAAAUAAACAUUGGAACAUGAAACAAAUAUUUGAAUCUCAGUGCAUUUUCAGAUGCAUUAGUUUUCAUUUGUACAUUAGUUAUUUUAUUUGUUAAAAAUAAUAAAGAGGUGCUUCUUGUUAAGAUUUUAUUACAAUGAAUUGUCAUUAGUGUUGAAUUUUGUGUAUCAUAAAAAAUAGAUGUGAAAAUGGAAUCACAUUUUGUUAUGUAUACUGUCUAAUAGAAAUUGUGGUAAUAGAAAGGCAUAGAAAACAUUUUCAUAGUCAUUUAGAGAAAAAGAAAAAAAGAAAGUUUUUCAUACUUGUACAUAAAACUGAAUUUUCUGUUUCAACAAAUUUAAUUACAUUGAAUAAGUAGCAAUACAAAAUCAUAAUGAAUGUAACACAUAGUACAGGAGGGUAUAAGUUAUUCAAAAUUUCAAAGUGAGGCAAAUAUAGAUUGCAUCAAUAUCUACAUAUUAUUUUUUUUUAUAAUUAAAUGAUCAAAACUUCAUUCUUUUCGAUGAUUUUUUAACAAAUUUUGAAAAUUUUUACUUAAAAAAAGGUAGCUUUUUUAAAUUUUAAAUGAUGUAUUUAUAAAACAAACAUAAGAAACCAGAAUCUGAUUUUUUUUUUUUUUUAUUCCUAUCUCAUCAUCUCAAGGCCUUUUUCAUACAGACCUUUUCCUCUUGGUAUUAAAUAUUUUUCAUUGAUUACAUUUGUUUUGUAAUGUACUGUGGAUUCAUUAUAUUUGAAGAGAUACCAAUUUUCUUUGAUUUCAUGGAUAUAGGGAAACUACGAAGUUAAAUGGUUGACGAAGUAUAAAUUGUCUAUAGGUUUAUAUACAAACUUUUGAAAAACCAUGUUUUUAACUAUCCACAAAAAUAUAUUUUUCCUCAAUUCACAAAAAUUGGUACCCUCGAAAACAAAUGAACCCACAGUGUUUGUUGUUUUUAUUCUCAUUUGCAAUGUGGAUGCUGCAUUAUUAGUCAAGUGGUUGUAUUUAUAUAUUUUUAUAGUCUUUUUUUAUUUGGACAUCAAAGUCAAUAUUGUGGAUCUGCAUUGAACACAAUUUAGCAUUUAUUGAAUAUAUGUAAGGUUCCGUUUAUAACGUGCCUAAUCUCCCAAGAAUUUUUCUUUAUAGCUUUUUUUUACAAUAUAUAGAUCAAAGGGUUUGUAAGAUUAGGAAAAUUGAAUGACAGCUUUAUUUCACCACUUGUUUAUGAUCUAAUAAAAAAGAAAUUGUACUUUUUCAAAUUUUUGUUUACUACAUGUACUUAAAAGUUUUUGCUUUGAUAUUAUGAUAGUUUUAAUCAAAUAUGUAGGUUGAUAUGUACAUGUGGGUGGUGAUUUUCAUUUUAUAGCAGAGCUCUUGGGAUUAUAUUGGUUAGGGUUGAUACGGUGUGUGAUAUUGAAAACGCCAUAUCAUGUACACUUUAUUAUGUAGAUUUUUUUUAUGUGACAUGACGUCAUACAGGUAAGGAGGUUUGAAAUGACAUCAUACAGAUUAUAGGUUUGACAUGACGUCAUACAGAUUAGGGGUUUUAUAAAGCCUUUGCAACAGUGACUGCAAUCGAUGACGUGACGUCAUACAUAUUAAAGGUGUGAUAAAGCCUUUGCAACCGUGCUGAUAUCGAUAUCAUCACGGGUAGCUGAUACAGCAUGCUUGCCAAUGAUUGUAUUACACAUACAAUUUAUCUGUAUUUACUACUAAGUAUAUAAUAAAAUAUUAUAUCAGUUUAAUAUGUAUGAAGAAGUGUUUUGGAAUUAAAAGUCACAUGUUACACAAGGUUAUUCAGAUUAAUAUUUUUCACACUUACACCAAUACACCUUAUCACUAUUUGUCAGCCAUUACUGGACAUCACGAAGGUUCCCGUAAAAUUUUGAUGUCACAAUAAAAAAUAUCUGACACCACAAUGGAAAAGUGAUUGUUGUAUGACGUCAAUAGGUCAAGAGGCGCAGAUUCUAAGGUCAAGCAGCGCAGAUUCCAAAAUAGCGAUAAGGUCUAUUAAAGAUAUAAAUUGUUUUGUAAAUUGCUUUGAAUAAACACUUUUUUCACACUUACACCAAUAUUAAAGAUGUAUAUUGUUUUAUAAAGUGCACCCUCGUUUGUAAAUGCCAUGAUUGGUUAAGUUUUCAUUAUAAGGUCCAUCUUGCACAUACUAUAAGCAUAAGGUCAACAAUAUUUAGUACAUGUAUACAGAAUGAAUGUCAGGUGGAAAUGUUUGUCUGACAGGGUUCAUCUGACUUUGACCUCUUAUAGUUGAUUUGUUUCCCUCGGUUUUAGUUUGUAACCAGGAUUUUUUUUCGCUUAAACGAUUUAUGACUAUUGAACAGUGGUAUACUACUUUUGCCUUUAUUUGACCUCAUUUUCAUUGUAUUGGUUAAAGUUAAGAUUUUAUGAUAAGGUUUGUUUCUCAGAUACUUUAAGUAAUGGGCCAACUAUAAUGGUUGUCUAGAAUGACUGUAAGGUGUACAUAUCUAUUUUGCAGGGUUUAUCUAACCUUGACCUUUCAUGGUUCAUUGAUAAUGUUAAGGUUCUUUUAACCUGAAUUUAGACCUUGAUCUUGAAGAUUUCAUACAAUAAAAUUCAAUCAUAUACUGUUAUGCAGGGCAUUCUUGUUAUAUUUAAUGCUAGGAGGUAUUACCAAUAUAUAAAUUUUUUAAAGGAUAAAAGAUAGACCCUUCGUGGUUUCCAUCACAUACAAUUUAUUAUCAUGAUACUUAACACAUAUCUCAUGAAUUAAAUUCAUAACAUAUCAUAUUAAAUCCAUAAUUUUUGUCUCGCCUCCAAUGAAUGUAGUGAAGCCCUUUAAAUUAUAACUCUUCAGAAACAUCAUUGCAAACGUUAAAUGUUAAGUUUUGUUAUCAAUUCUAGAAUAAGUGCUAAUAGUAGACCGGCGGGACUAUGACAAACGAUGACAUACUAUGAUGACGGACUUAAUGACAGACAGUUGUUUAUGUGGGGAAAUAUUUGAUAUACUUCUAAAACAAAAGCAAGCCUAUCUUCAUGAACAUUGAUUUUUAAGAAGAUACUUUGAAGCUUAGCAUGUUUGAAAUUUUCUAUUUUUAUAGCUAUUAGUAUUAUUACAUCGACCAAGAAAUUCCCUUUUCUUAAAGCUAUUACAUCGACAAAGAAAAUCCCUAUUCUUUAAGCUAUAAUUACAUGGACAAAGUAUCAAAAUGUGUCGGUAUGCUAAAUGACUUCUGUUAUUUUUAUUUUGUUUAUUCAAUAUAUACAUAUAAUAUUGACUUUUAAAUUGCUUUUUGAAAUUUUUAUUUAUAUUUCUGUAUGUAAUAAAUGUAUGUGAAUGUCUUUCCAAUAUUCUUUAUAUUUCUACAAGGUUGUUUAAUACAUGGUGUUGUUUUUUUUCAGAUGAAGUCAUCUUAUGCUAUUAUUUCUAUAAUGUUAUAUUUUUUAUUUGGGACCACCUUUAACAAGUUAUGGUAUGGAACCACUAAUUUGGGCCUAGUCAGAAAGAGCAUAUAAGAACGAGUACAUAUUUACAACAAAACAGUUCCCACAAAUUUGUUCAAUUUUAAAAUGUGUAAGAUAUUUAAGUAAUUUUGGUAUGAAAUGAAAGCUUUAGGACCUGGGAACACUUGCUGAAUAUUUGUUUUGAAAUUGAAACAGAAGUGCAUACUUUGCCUGUUUUUCAGAUCAAAAGUAACUGUUUUUACACUUCCAAACUUCCAAGAACCAGUGCUUUCUUAUAUGCAAUUAAAGUUAAAUUUAAUGUAAACAGCACAAGCUAGGUUAAGGUAUUGUUUUGACAUAAAUCACUGUCACUGUAUUUUGACUUCAAUGACUAUGAAUGCUGGAAAUUGCUGAAUUUGACAUAGAAAGCAAUGAGGCCAUGAAUUAGUGGUUUUAUUUCUGUUAGAAUUUUUUUUUUUCAUCACCACACACUUAUACUAUUACAUGUACUGGUAUUUGUAUAUUUGAAAUUUACUACUGCAACAAGUUUUUUUUUUUUUUUUUUAAUAAUAACAUGACCGUCAUUUAACAGAAGUUGCUACACAUAUUUACAGGUUUUAAUUUUAUUUAUUUAGUGUGUUAAAGGAUUGUCUGUAUGAUAAAUCAUAAUUCAUUUUAGACAAUUAGUGAAACAAGUGCUUACGAACAGGGUAUAUAGCCAUCACCGGUUUUGAUGAGUGAAUGAAAAUUUAAUAUUGUGCAAUUUUUAUGAUAAAUUUUGUACUAUUACUCAUACUUCCAUCAUUACAGGAAUGAUAUGUAGGUCCAAAAUGUAGUCAUAUUUUAAUCUUUGAAGGCAAUAAAAAAAGAAAAAUGUUUAAUUUAUUUAUAUGUCUUAUACUUAUGUAGCAGUUAAAGUUUCAGUCAACUUUGAUCCUAAAACAUUUUCAGGAUUCAAAUUUGAUAAUGAUAAAACCUCUUACAUUAAUGCAUUUAAUGCAUGAUAAGGUUGACAGGAAAAAGCACUAAUAAUACACAUAGUUGCUUUUAACUUUUUUGAAUAUUUAUUACUUCUCUACAGUGUAAAAUUGUCUGCACCAUAAAUAACUUUUACAAGUUCUCCAAUUUUUAGUGAAUUGCCAAAAUUAUGUAUUUCAAAUCUUAAUGUAUUUUUCAAUUACAAUUACAAUAAUUCAUUCUUUUUUCAUUAUAUUUAGGGCAUAUCUUAAAUUAGCUGCUGUGAAACUGCCAUGUUGUACAUUUAUAGAGACUUUCUACAUUUUUAUAUGUACAUCAUAGAUGGGACAUAUUAUGGUUAUACUAUUGUUCUUUCUGUCAAUGUAUCCAACAGUCUACAAUAUUAUACAAAAGCUAGAGAAUGCUUUAAUCAAAUCUGUGGAAGAAAGCUUUUUUAUUUUUUUUAUUUUUAAAAAUUGAAAUGAUUUGAAUGACUUAAAUUGAAAAUUCUUUGACAACAUUACUUUUGAUUUUGAGAAAAGAAGUGAAAACCAGAAGUUUCAAGUUGUUUAUAAAUUAUGAAUGAAUUCUGGAUUUACCAUGCAGGGUUUGUUCUAUUUAUCAAAUGGCAGAAAAUCAUUUGAAUUUUUAAUUUUAUUACAUUGUACUUAUAAUAAUCAUUUCAGUCUUUUCCAUUUUAGACUCAGUCAUGUCUAGCAAAUAUGACUGUUUCCAGACACUUGCUUUAUGCCUAAAGUAAUCCUCCUGCAAGUGUUUGUGCAUGACCAGUUUAUUGACCUAAAACUUAAUGCCUUCUACAAUAUUCCAUUUUACUCUUCCAACAAUUUCAAUAUGCAUACAAUGGGCGUUAUCUGGUGCUCUUGGAGCUGCUGUUUGUCAUUGUUGUGAAAUUGCUUAUGUAGCGAUUACUUUUAGUAAAUGGCAUUUUAUUCAAGAAUUUUACAACAAAUGAUGAGUAAAAAAUAGAUGAAAAUAAUAGUAGAAUUGUCUCUGUUGUUAGUAUUUUUUUUCAUUAAAAUUUUAUUUAUGAUAUUA
Mytilus californianus (California mussel) is the source of this 6551-nucleotide messenger RNA. RefSeq names its product tax1-binding protein 3 homolog. The record is from RefSeq and is a predicted model, not a curated record. The transcript has 4 exons. The coding region runs from base 29 to 481 and encodes 150 amino acids. Lineage: Eukaryota; Metazoa; Mollusca; Bivalvia; Mytilida; Mytilidae. Gene Ontology annotation, molecular function: protein binding.